CAGCCAUUUCUCUUUCACAUGCUCACACUCCCCUCUCCGCCCACCCCGGGAGGACCCAUUUCCCAGUCCCGCGAACUUGGCCAGAUCGACCCUUCGACAGCAAUUUCUCCCGCCAGUCAACAUGGAAGAAGCAUCAAAGACCGCCGCCCUUGGGCCCAUUUCAUAGCCGGUGGCGCGGGAGGUAUGACGGCAGCGACGCUGACAUCGCCCCUCGACGUCCUCAAAACUCGCCUCCAAUCCACCUUCUACCAAUCCGAACUGGCAGCCCGUCGCGCAGCAAAGGGGAUUCCCCCGCCGAGUCAAAUGAAUCUUCUACGAGCCGCAUGGUUACAUAUCUCCGAGACCGGUGCUAUUCUGGCAGCCAUACCCAAAGUCGAAGGCGGGAAGGCGUUGUUCAAGGGCCUAGGACCGAAUCUGGUUGGCGUGGUUCCUGCCAGAGCCAUCAAUUUCUGGGCAUAUGGGAAUGGCAAACGCUUCUACGCGAAUCAGUUUUUCCAUGGGCAAGACGUAGCCGGUGCGCAUCUGAUGGCUGCUGCCACGGCGGGGAUCAUAACCGGCACGGCGACGAAUCCGAUCUGGCUGGUCAAGACGAGGUUACAAUUGGACAAGGAACACGCGAAGGGUUCUGGGGGAAGGACGUAUCAGAAUGCGUGGGAUUGUGUGGUCAAAACGGUGCGACACGAAGGGAUCAGAGGCUUGUAUCGAGGGUUGACAGCAUCAUACCUGGGUGUGAGUGAAAGUACACUGCAGUGGAUGUUGUACGAACAGGCGAAGAAAAGUCUAGGGAGGAGACAUGACGACUUGGUGAGGAGUGGGAGGACGCCGAACGCGUGGGACCAGACGGUGGAGUGGACGGGGAAACUGACAGCCGCUGGAGGAGCCAAGUUUGUGGCUGCAUUGAUCACGUAUCCUCACGAGGUGGUGCGGACAAGGCUACGGCAGGCUCCUGUGGAUGCGAGUGGGAGGGUGAAAUACACGGGUCUCUGGAGCUGUUUCACGACGGUGUUCAAAGAGGAGGGCAUGGCGAGCUUGUAUGGUGGACUGGUGCCACACAUGUUCCGAGUGGUGCCCAGUGCUGCCAUCAUGUUUGGUGUAUACGAAGGUGUUUUGUGGAGCUUGGGAGAAAGCUCAAGUGUAUAGUUAUCUGCGGGAGAGACGGAACAGUGGCUGCAAAGCUCGUGUACAACACAGUGUAAUAACAAUAGCUGAGGGAAGGGUUAGGGAUCAUGCGCCCAGCAUAGAGGCGAGUGCCGUCUGGGAACGGUUUAGCGAAGAUGAAGUGUAUAGCAGAAAUCCACUCACGAUG
Molecule: messenger RNA, 1306 nt
Organism: Sphaerulina musiva SO2202
Lineage: Eukaryota; Fungi; Ascomycota; Dothideomycetes; Mycosphaerellales; Mycosphaerellaceae
Product: mitochondrial carrier
Exons: 1
Coding region: 19-1140 (373 amino acids)
Biological process (GO): pyrimidine nucleotide import into mitochondrion
Cellular component (GO): mitochondrion
Molecular function (GO): pyrimidine nucleotide transmembrane transporter activity
Source: RefSeq, a predicted model, not a curated record